GCCUUGUCGGCACUGUGUGCCAGGGAAACUGGCAGGGAGCCGCUUUCACUGGUUCACGAUGUCCUGACUGGUUGAAAGCUGAAACUACAUGUCCCUGGCUGACUUCUAAUCCUCUCCCCAGGCUGUGUUUGGGGCUAAAGCUCUGGGUCAAAAUCCUUUCUUCAGCCUCUGCGUGAACUUCUCAGGAGCCUUCAGGUCUGCCCUGCUGCUGAAGAGGAACACAGAUACCUUGGAUUUUAAAUCAAGGCAGGAGGCAACAGAAGACAUGAGGUUAUGGCGGAGAGGCCUGGUCCUCCAGGCUCUGAGGAGUUCCUGGGGAGUCUGCAGGAUUCACAGGCAGCCACCACCCCACCUGUCCCUGAGGUUGUGGCCACCUGGGAAGCCAUCAGCCUGGGGAGGCAGCCAGUGCCUGAGUACUUCAACUUUGCCCACGAUGUGCUGGAUGAGUGGAGUCGGCUGGAAAAGGCAGGGAACCGGCCACCAAAUCCUGCGUUCUGGUGGGUGAAUGGCUCAGGAGCAGAAGUCAAGUGGACCUUUGAGGAGCUGGGGAAGCAGUCCAGGAAGGCAGCAAAUGUCUUAGAGGGUGUGUGUGGCCUGAAGCCUGGAGACAGAAUGAUGCUGGUGCUUCCACGACUCCCAGAUUGGUGGCUGAGCAGCGUGGCUUGUAUGCGAACAGGUGUGGUCAUGAUUCCAGGUGUCUCCCAGCUGACAGCAAAGGAUCUCAGGUACCGGCUGCAGGCAGCCAGGGCCAAGUCCAUCAUCACCAGCGACGCCCUCGCUCCUCAAGUGGAUGCCAUCAGUGCUGACUGCCCCUCCCUCCAAACCAAGCUUCUGGUGUCCGACACCAGUCGUCCGGGCUGGAUCAAUUUCCGGGAACUCCUUCGAGAGGCAUCUACAGAGCACAACUGUGUGAGAACCAAGAGCCGAGAUCCUGUGGCCAUCUACUUCACCAGUGGAACCACAGGGGCCCCCAAGAUGGUGGAACAUUCCCAGUGCAGCUAUGGAUUGGGUUUUGUGGCCAGUGGAAGGAGGUGGAUGGCCUUGACUGAAUCUGACAUCUUCUGGAACACAACUGACACUGGUUGGGUGAAGGCAGCCUGGACUCUCUUCUCUGCCUGGUCCAAUGGAGCUUGCAUUUUUGUGCAUGAGCUGCCCCGAGCUGAUGCCAAAACUAUCCUAAAUACUCUCUGCAAGUUCCCAAUAACUACCUUGUGCUGUGUCCCAACCCUCUUCCGGCUGCUUGUACAGGAGGAUCUGACAAGGUACAAGUUUCAAAGCCUGAGACACUGUUUGACUGGUGGAGAGGCCCUCAACCCUGAUGUGAGGGACAAGUGGAAGAGCCAGACAGGCCUGGAGCUCCAUGAAGGCUACGGACAAUCUGAAACAGUCCUCAUCUGCGGCAAUUCAAGAGACUCGAUAAUCAAGUCUGGAUCUAUGGGGAAAGCAAGCCCACCUUACGAUGUGCAGAUUGUAGAUGAGGAUGGCAAUGUCCUGCCUCCAGAAAAAGAGGGGAAUGUUGCUGUCCGCAUCAAACCCACCAGACCCUUCUGUUUCUUCAACAGUUAUCUGGACAAUCCUGAGAAGACAGCCUCAUCAGAGAAAGGAGACUUUUACAUCACUGGGGACCGAGCCCACAUGGACAAGGAUGGCUACUUUUGGUUCUUAGGGAGAAAUGACGAUGUGAUCAACUCUUCAAGCUACCGGAUCGGGCCUGUUGAGGUAGAGAGUGCCCUUGCGGAACAUCCAGCUGUCCUUGAGUGUGCUGUGGUCAGCAGCCCAGAUCCCAUUCGGGGAGAGGUGGUGAAGGCAUUUAUCGUCCUUUCUCCAGCCUACACAUCUCAUGACCCAGAAGCACUGACCCGGGAGCUCCAGGAGCAUGUGAAGAAGGUGACUGCUCCAUACAAGUACCCCAGGAAGGUGGCUUUCAUUUCCGAACUGCCAAAGACCAUUUCUGGAAAGAUCUUAAGAAGGAAAUUGAGAAAUCAAGAGUGGGGGAGAUGAGGUGCAACCAAAGAAAGAUGACGUGAUGCUCUGAAGGUCCUGAAAGGAGAAGGAAGCAGGUUGGCCAGCCCCCUCCUUGGAGCACUAUCCCUUCAAAGAAUAGGCAUCAAAGAUGGUCAGUUUCCAAAUGGGCAUUGUGGGAUGAUGCUGGUAAAGGUGAGAGCAUCCCUGAUUCAGAGCUCACCACCAAUGCCCCAUCCAUUGGUUGUAUGAAGACAAUUCUGCUGUUCCUGUUCCUGGGACAGGCAGAUCACCACAGCCUUAGGAUAUUCAUGGUCUCAUUAUGCCAGUGGGAAUAUAAAACUUGACUUUUUGGAUGAAGGCCUUUGGUAAAUGACCCUGACAAUACUCUUUCAUUUAGAAAUCACACCUUUGGGACUCACUAUAAAAGAAAUGAUUCAAAAUGCUGAAAAUAUUUGAUAUACAAAGAUACUCGGUGAAGUAUUGUUUAUAACUAAACACACACACAAAUGCCAAAACAAUAGGAGAAAUAAUUAAAUCAAUUAACACUAGACUGGCCAA
Molecule: messenger RNA, 2523 nt
Organism: Peromyscus leucopus (white-footed mouse)
Lineage: Eukaryota; Metazoa; Chordata; Mammalia; Rodentia; Cricetidae
Gene: Acsm5
Product: acyl-CoA synthetase medium chain family member 5
Exons: 14
Coding region: 274-2001 (575 amino acids)
Biological process (GO): fatty acid biosynthetic process; acyl-CoA metabolic process
Cellular component (GO): mitochondrial matrix
Molecular function (GO): fatty acid ligase activity; fatty-acyl-CoA synthase activity
Source: RefSeq, a predicted model, not a curated record